Cylicocyclus nassatus is the source of this 472-nucleotide messenger RNA. Lineage: Eukaryota; Metazoa; Nematoda; Chromadorea; Rhabditida; Strongylidae. The record is from the annotation of a GenBank genome assembly.
AUUUUAGAAUACUUUUCUGAAUGUCUGAGGCAUUACUAGAUCAAUUCAUUGAAGACAAACUCGUUGGUUGAAUGUUUUACGUGGUAUGGUCAAGAGGCAUCGUAGUUUAGUAUUUGUUAUGGUAACGAAUACCAUUAUCAUGAUCUGUUUUACAUCGGUUCUAUCUGUGCCGUUUCGCUUCUUGGACCCGUUUUGUGACAAACUUUUCCAGUCAAUUCUCAGUUUUAAUUUCUCAGUAAGUUUGUACAGGUACAACUGGAUGACAUCGAAGGAAUACGAGGAGUUACUUAGCGUGCUUCCUCUUUCUACGGUUGACUAUGCUUUUGCGUAUGGAUCAGGUGCACUUCAGCAGAAAGGAGAGGAUAAAUCGAAGAAAAUGGUGGACUUUAUCAUAAGCACAAAUGAUCCGCUCGAGUUUCACAAAGAAAACUUGGAGAAAAAUCCAUCUCAUUAUAGUCUUCUAAGUCACUAG